Messenger RNA from Postia placenta MAD-698-R-SB12, 1104 nucleotides. RefSeq lists its product as hypothetical. Gene Ontology annotation, cellular component: mitochondrial inner membrane. NCBI's taxonomy places the organism in Eukaryota, Fungi, Basidiomycota, Agaricomycetes, Polyporales, Adustoporiaceae. The record is from RefSeq and is a predicted model, not a curated record. Gene Ontology annotation, molecular function: ribosome binding. Bases 1 to 1104 code for a protein of 367 amino acids. Gene Ontology annotation, biological process: intracellular monoatomic cation homeostasis. The transcript has 5 exons.
AUGGGUGCACCGACGGCAUGGGCCGCACGCUCGUCGGGUGCACUCUUCGUCCACCGGCAACUCUCCACGACUCCUCCGGGCCCGACGAAGUCGACCGACGGGGCGCCACAACCUCCUCUCCCAACACCUCGGAAACACAAGGUCGAGCUACGGCCAGCACCACUCAAGCCUGUAAAGUCAUCGACCGAUGCUCUUUCUGCGGCGUCUAAACCCCCUUCACCGACACCUGCCGCCUCGAGUUCUACUUUGGGAUCGUCGGGAACGUCAAAGCAGGAGUCAUUAGCGGAAGUCACAAAGCAUGAUCUCGAGGAUGCAUCGCAGCAUGGCAUUCUUGCGCCGCCACCAGCAGAUGCGUCGUGGGUUGGUCGACUCUGGCAUCAGGGGAAGGAGCUUUUCAAAUUCUACUGGAGAGGUAUGAAGUUGAUCGUAAGCAACCGUAGACGAAUCCGCGAGAUUCAGGAGCGGGUGAAAGCUGGCGGAGCACCCUUGUCGCGGUGGGAGACGCGGUUCAUCAGGACAAAUAGACAGGACACACUCAAGUUGGUCCCAUUCGUCCUCAUGAUCAUCGUCAUUGAGGAGAUCAUCCCGCUCGUCGUGCUCUAUGCUCCCUUCAUACUUCCGUCGACAUGUCUUCUCCCCUCGCAAAAGGAGCGCAUAGACUCUAAGCGUCGCGAGAAGCAGAAGUAUUACGCUCUCGAGUACAAGCCGCUCUUCGAGCAGCUCAGUCAGCGCUUCCUCGUUCAGUCUGACACUCCCCUCAAAUCUCUCGACGGCUCCGCGCUCUCAGCAGUGAAUGGUCUCCUCGCGCUGCCGACAUACGGGCCGUCCGCCCUGCGCCUGAGCCGUCUGCAACAGCACCUGGCGUCCAUUGCCGACGACGACACGCUACUCGCGCGCGAAUCAUUCGGCCAGGCCCUCACGCAGAUUGAGCUGCGUGAUGCCCUCGAAGAGCGUGGAAUAAUCACCGAUGGACUCUCGCCGAACGCUUGGCGCACGCGCCUCGAAUGGUGGCUCACACACGUUGACGCGAAGGCGAGCGGCGACUUGGACCCGAUAAGUAAGCGGGUGCUCUUAGUGGCGAGCAGUGGGGCGGGCAAGUUCUGA